Grosmannia clavigera kw1407 is the source of this 2403-nucleotide messenger RNA. RefSeq names its product aconitase. Gene Ontology annotation, molecular function: aconitate hydratase activity; 4 iron, 4 sulfur cluster binding. The record is from RefSeq and is a predicted model, not a curated record. The coding region runs from base 1 to 2403 and encodes 800 amino acids. The transcript has 2 exons. NCBI's taxonomy places the organism in Eukaryota, Fungi, Ascomycota, Sordariomycetes, Ophiostomatales, Ophiostomataceae. Gene Ontology annotation, biological process: tricarboxylic acid cycle. Gene Ontology annotation, cellular component: cytosol; mitochondrion.
AUGCUAGCCGGCCGCUCUGGGGCUCUGGCCAGGCAUCUUCGGCAGCUUCCUUCUCAGCGCUCCCUUCCGGCAGGAACGCGGCGGCUUUUCUCGACGGUAAACGAUGCAGCUGCACUAACGCCCGUCUACGAGCGGCUGUAUAACAAAUAUGCAGAGGUUCGGCGGGUGCUGGGCCCGGACCGGCGCCUGACGCUGGCCGAGAAGAUCCUUUACAGCCACUUGGACAACGUGGAGGAGAAUCUGCUCACAAACACGGACAACGGGCGGGCGAUCCGGGGACAGGCGAACCUGCUGCUCAAUCCAGACCGGGCCAACAUGCAGGACGCGUCGGCGCAGAUGGCAUUGCUGCAGUUCAUGACGUGCAAGCUGCCACAGACGGCCAUUCCGGCCAGCAUCCACUGCGACCACCUGAUCGUGGGCGAGAAGGGCGCGGACUCGGACCUGGAGGCGGGCAUCGGGACCAACGGCGAAGUGUUCGACUUUCUCGAAUCGGCAGCCCGCAAGUACGGCAUCGACUUCUGGCCGCCGGGCGCAGGCAUCAUCCACCAGACGGUGCUGGAGAACUAUGCGAUCCCGGGCAUGAUGAUGCUCGGGACCGACAGCCACACGCCCAAUGCGGGCGGGCUGUGCACGAUUGCCAUUGGUGUGGGCGGCGCGGACGCGGUGGAAGCGCUUGUGGGGGCGCCGUGGGAGCUAAAGGCGCCUCGCAUGCUAGGGGUGCGGCUCACGGGCCAGCUGAGCGGUUGGGUGUCGCCCAAGGACGUGAUCCUGCAUCUGGCCGGGCGGUUGACGGUGCGUGGUGGUACGGGCUUCGUGAUCGAGUAUUCGGGGCCGGGCGUGGACACGCUGAGCUGCACGGGCAUGGCGACGAUCUGCAACAUGGGCGCAGAGGUGGGGGCGACGACAUCCCUGUUCCCGUACACAGCAGCCUCGGGACGGCACCUGGUGUCGACGCGACGAGGACAGGCGGCACUGGAUGCAGAGCGGCUGACGCAGUUCCGCGGCGUCAGCGGAGCAUCCUUCCAGUUCGCAGCGGACGAGGGCGCCGAGUACGACGAGGUGAUUGAGAUUAACCUAUCGGAGCUGGAGCCACACGUCAACGGUCCGUUCACGCCAGACCUGUCGAUUCCGCUGUCGCAAUUCGGCGAGACGGUGGUGCAGGAGCAGUGGCCGGAGAAGCUGUCGGCCGGGCUGAUCGGCAGCUGCACCAACAGCUCGUACGAAGACAUGACGCGGGUGGAGAGUCUGCUGAAGGCGGCAGCGGCAGCCGGAUUGCAGCCGGCAUCCGACUUUUACGUGACGCCGGGCAGCGAGCAGAUCCGGGCGACGCUGGAGCGUGACGGCACGCUGGAGGCGAUCAGCGAUGCUGGCGGCGUGUUGCUGUCCAAUGCAUGCGGUCCCUGCAUCGGGCAGUGGAAGCGGCGUGACGGGGUGGAAAAGGGAACGGCCAACGCGAUCUUCACAUCGUACAACCGUAACUUCCGGGGACGCAACGACGGCAACCUGCAGACAAUGAACUUUUUGGCGUCGCCGGAGAUCGUGACAGCACUCGCAUUCGCGGGCUCGACGACGUUCAACCCGCUGACGGACGCGAUCCCGACGGCAGACGGCGGCGAGUUCCGGUUUCCAGCACCACAGGGACUGGAGGGACCACCGCAGCCGUUUGACGAGGGCCGGGCAGCGUUUGCAGUGCUGUCACCGGCACCGGACGCGUCGAUCGAGGUGGCGAUCUCGCCAUCAUCGGAGCGGCUGGCAGUGCUGGAGCCGUUUGAAGCCUUCCCGGACGGCGACCUGGAAGGGCUCCGGGUGCUGGUCAAGGUGGCGGGCAAGUGCACGACGGACACGAUCUCGGCAGCCGGGCCGUGGCUCAAGUACAAGGGCCAUCUGCCCAACAUCAGUGCCAACACGCUCAACACGGCCGUCAACGCGGCGACAGGCGAGGUCAACGUGGCCUAUGACCUGGACGGCAGCCAGACGACGAUCCCGGAGCUGGCGCUGCGCUGGCGCGAACGCGGACAGCCCUGGCUGGUGGUGGCCGAGCACAACUACGGCGAGGGCAGCGCACGCGAGCAUGCGGCCCUGCAGCCACGCUAUCUGGGCGCACGCGUCGUGGUGACCAAGUCGUUUGCCCGCAUCCACGAGACGAACCUGAAGAAGCAGGGCGUCGUACCACUGACGUUUGCCAACGAGGCCGACUACGACCGCCUCGAGGCUGGCGACGAAGUGGCCACCGUCGGCCUGCACGCCAUGCUGCAUGCUGGCGGUAAGGGCGACGUGCAGCUGCGCGUCACCAAGGCCGCUACGGGCGAGCAGUUCCUGGUCUCGACCCGGCACGCCGUCAGCAAGGACCAGGCGGAGUUUAUUUUGGCCGGCAGCGCGCUAAACAUGUUGUCGAAAAGGUGA